AUGAUUUCGAUCGACACGGAAUUAAAUUCAUUUGACAGGAGGAGGGCAACCUUGGCGUCGGCCAUUCGAGCAGUGGAGCGGCGAACGCUGGCAAGCGAGGUGAAGUCGGAACGCGUCAGUUCACAGACGACCUCCGUUUCGUCGUACGCGAGGAAACCUAUUUUCUAUGUGAAAUUCGUCGAAUCCUCACAUCUUGAGGCUUUGCGAUUGUCUGUGGCUUUCCGAGGGGACGAGUAUUGCAACCAUGAAGAGUGCGAGAACGCACGAGGUUGGCUAAUGGUCGAUAAAAACGGGAACAAAUCGACGACGACGACGUUUUCGACGACCAGGAUGGCGUGCACGAGUAAUCGCCGUUUGUGAGUGCCGGCAGCGGGAGUGGAGCGAUGCUGGUGAAGCUUCGGACAAGAUCCGCCCAGCCGGCUUCAAGUAUUCAGCAGUUUUUUCGUCGCUUGGCAUCGAGAGUGAUGUAAAGCCUGUAAAAGAAAGAGAAAAGAAAAGAAAAGAAAAGAAAAGCGACGAUCCAAGGUCGUUGGAGGGACCGGUCGUUCGACGAAAGAAGAUCAAAAAAAGGAAAGGGAGGAUCGUGGAACUGCCUUUUUUUGUAGCAAAGUAGAAAACGCGAAGACAUAUUUUGGUAAAUAGU
This is a messenger RNA of Frieseomelitta varia, 643 nucleotides long. RefSeq lists its product as uncharacterized. Bases 1 to 360 code for a protein of 119 amino acids. The record is from RefSeq and is a predicted model, not a curated record. The transcript is spliced from 3 exons. Lineage: Eukaryota; Metazoa; Arthropoda; Insecta; Hymenoptera; Apidae.